ACUACUUCCUAAUAAAUGGCUAAAUAGUCACCAAAAAAAAUGGCUAAAUAAAUUACUUGGAUGGAGGCACCCUCGCCGUUCGCCGACGCCGUCGUGGACGGACUCAUCAAGACGAUGAACGGCACCACACACACUUGCUCCGCUCUCCAGAGUCUAUACCCCUUAGCUUACAUUAAUCUCACCAUGGACCACCAAAACCAAACAAUCCAGGCGCCGCUCCUGCAACAUCAUCAACAACAACAUGGCACGUCCGUGCAAGGCGGCGGCGGCGGCGGCGAGGCGGACAGCCACGGCCACGGCCACCGCCACGGGAGCAACAACAGCAACAAGCUCACGUUCCUUCCGCUCGUUUUCCUCAUCUACUUCGAGGUCGCCGGCGGGGCGUACGGUGCCGAACUCGCGGUGAAGGCGGCGGGGCCGCUCUUCACGCUCCUGGGCUUCCUCGUCUUCCCGUUCGCGUGGGGCGUCCCGGAGUCGCUGGUGACGGCCGAGCUGGCCGCCGCGCUGCCGGGCAACGGCGGCUUCGUCCUGUGGGCGGACCGCGCCUUCGGCCCGCUGGCCGGCUCGCUCCUCGGCACGUGGAAAUACCUCAGCUGCGUCGUCAACGUGGCGGCGUACCCGGCGCUCGUCGCCGACUACCUCGGCCAGGCCGUCGUGCCCUCGGCCGGCGGUAGCGGGACGCGCACGGCCACGGUGGCCGGCAUCACGGUGCUGCUGUCGCUGGUGAACUUCACGGGGCUGAGCGUCGUCGGGUGGGGCGCCGUGGCGCUGGGGCUCGUGUCGCUCGCGCCGUCCGUGCUCAUGACGGCCAUGGCGGUGCCCAAGGUGCGGCCGCGGCGGUGGUGGACGGUGGAGGGCGGGGGCAGGAGCAGGGACUGGCCACUCUUCUUCAACACGGUGUUCUGGAACCUCAACUACUGGGACAGCGCCAGCACCAUGGCCGGCGAGGUGGAGCGGCCGGAGCGCACGUUCCCGCGCGCGUUGGGUGUGGCGGUGGUGCUCAUCGCGGCCAGCUACCUGCUGCCGCUCAUGGCGGCCACCGGCGCCACGGACGCGCCGCCGGAGGCCUGGACGAACGGCUACUUGGGCGAUGCUGCAGGCAUCAUCGGAGGCCCAUGGCUCAAGCUCUGGACGCAAGCCGGCGCGGUGCUAUCCUCCAUCGGCAUGUUCGAGGCCCAGCUCAGCAGCGGCGCGUACCAGCUGCUGGGCAUGGCGGACCUAGGCCUGCUCCCGUCCGCCUUCGCCCGCCGCGGCACCGGCUGCUGCUGCUGCUCCCGCACCCCGUGGGUCGCCGUCGCCGCCUCCUCCGCCGUCACCCUGGCCGUCUCCUUCAUGGCGUUCGACGAGGUCGUCGCCGCCGCCAACUUCCUCUACAGCCUCGGCACGCUGCUGGAGUUCGCCGCCUUCCUCUGGCUCCGCGCCGCGCAGCCGGGUCUCAAGCGGCCCUACCGCGUGCCGCUGGCGUCGCUGCCCGCGCUGGCCGCGAUGUGCGCCGUGCCGUCGGCGUUCCUGGUGUACGUGUGCGUGGUCGCCGGGUGGAAGGUGUUCGCGCUCGCCGGCGCGCUCACGGCGCUUGGAGUUGGCUUGCAUGCCGCCAUGAGGCUGUGCAGGGCCAAGAGGUGGCUCAGGUUUGAAGGCCAGCAAGGACAAGGAGAACAUACAGUUUGAAUUUGAAUUUUGAAGUUUCAACUGUCACAUGCAGGCAGAUGGAUCAAUACGAAAAACAGGAUGCUACAUCCUGCAUUUCUGAUUCCAGACCUGUAUAAAAAUGUAUAAUUCAUCAUUGUAACUAAAGUUUUGUGUCCUGUCAUACAUUUGAUACAUACAUA
Messenger RNA from Sorghum bicolor (sorghum), 1829 nucleotides. Its product is annotated as probable polyamine transporter At3g13620. Gene Ontology annotation, molecular function: transmembrane transporter activity. The transcript is spliced from 2 exons. The record is from RefSeq and is a predicted model, not a curated record. Lineage: Eukaryota; Viridiplantae; Streptophyta; Magnoliopsida; Poales; Poaceae. Gene Ontology annotation, cellular component: membrane. Bases 61 to 1668 code for a protein of 535 amino acids. Gene Ontology annotation, biological process: transmembrane transport.